GCCUCUUUAUUUACAAAUUCUAACGGUUUCCUCUCUGUAAACAAAUCACAGCCAUAUCAUUAAUUGCAAGAGCACAACAGAAGAGAAAAGCGAGUGAUCGAUCCAAACUAGAGAGAAAGAAAGAAGGAAAGACAAUGACGAUGGAGACAGUAGCUGUAGCACCAACUCCAACACCAACGCCAACAACACAUCAAACCAUGAACAAAGAUACAACAACGACGCUCGCACAGCAAAAGAAUAACAGGAUUCAAGUCUCUAACACCAAGAAACCUCUCUUCUUUUAUGUCAAUCUGGCUAAGAGGUAUAUGCAGCAGUAUAACGAGGUUGAGCUUUCUGCCUUGGGCAUGGCAAUCACCACUGUUGUUACAAUUGCUGAGAUUUUGAAGAACAAUGGAUUGGCUACUGAGAAGAAAGUUCUGACAUCUACAGUAUGCAUGAAAGAUGAGAACAAAGGACGGCAGGUUCAGAAGGCUAAGAUUGAGAUUGUGUUGGGGAAGUCGGAGAAAUUUGACAGUCUGAUGAAUGCUGCCAAUGCAGCUCCAGAGGAGGAGGCAGCCAAAGAGAAGGAUGAUGAGAAAUAGCGAAGCAACUUUGAUGUUUUCUUUUUGUAGUUCUGUAUCCACAUUUUUAUUUUCUGUCUGCUUAAUAGCAUAGGGAUUACUAUGGAUAACAUAGUGAGAGUAGAGAGACAGUGGCAUAAUGGGACAUUGCAGUUGUAUAUAUGCCUCUCUUUACUCUGAUUAUAGACUUGUAGAGAUCAUAAAUGCUAUUAUACUGUUUCUUUGUUGACA
Molecule: messenger RNA, 791 nt
Organism: Populus trichocarpa (black cottonwood)
Lineage: Eukaryota; Viridiplantae; Streptophyta; Magnoliopsida; Malpighiales; Salicaceae
Exons: 5
Coding region: 135-581 (148 amino acids)
Cellular component (GO): nucleus
Molecular function (GO): RNA binding
Source: RefSeq, a predicted model, not a curated record